UGGGCGGCGCGCCCCCUCCCCCGCCGCUUCCGCCCGGCCGCGGCCCCGAGCUGACAACAGGCGGCCGCGGCGCGGCUCCCGGCGCGCGCCCGUCGCCGAGCCAUGGGCGACAAGAAGAGCCCCACCAGGCCGAAGCGGCAGCCAAAGCCGUCGUCAGACGAGGGCUACUGGGACUGCAGCGUGUGCACCUUCCGGAACGGCGCCGAGGCCUUCAAGUGCAUGAUGUGCGACGUGCGCAAGGGCACCUCCACCCGGAAACCACGACCUGUCUCCCAGCUGGUCGCACAGCAGGUCACUCAGCAGUUUGUGCCCCCUACACAGUCAAAGAAAGAGAAAAAAGAUAAAGUAGAAAAAGAAAAAAGUGAAAAGGAAACACCUAGCAAAAAGAACAGUCAUAAGAAAACCAGGCCAAGAUUGAAAAAUGUGGAUCGGAGCAGCGCUCAGCACUUGGAAGUCACCGUUGGGGAUCUGACGGUCAUUAUCACAGACUUUAAGGAGAAAACGAAGUCGCCGCCCGCGCCCAGUGCCGCCUCCGCGGAUCAGCACAGCCAGAGCGGCUCCGGCUCGGACAACACCGAGAGGGGCGCGUCCAGGUCAUCCUCGCCCCGCGGAGAAGCCUCGUCACUGAAUGGGGAGUCUCAUUAAAGUUUAUUUUCUCCCGUU
Molecule: messenger RNA, 663 nt
Organism: Manis javanica (Malayan pangolin)
Lineage: Eukaryota; Metazoa; Chordata; Mammalia; Pholidota; Manidae
Source: RefSeq, a predicted model, not a curated record